Messenger RNA from Electrophorus electricus (electric eel), 1486 nucleotides. RefSeq lists its product as uncharacterized. Lineage: Eukaryota; Metazoa; Chordata; Actinopteri; Gymnotiformes; Gymnotidae. Gene Ontology annotation, biological process: adaptive immune response. Gene Ontology annotation, cellular component: membrane. Gene Ontology annotation, molecular function: signaling receptor activity. The record is from RefSeq and is a predicted model, not a curated record.
ACCUACAUGCGGAUACAGCAGGGUACAGCAUUUCAGCAGUUUUUGUUUGGUUCUGUUCCUGCAACAAGAUGUUUAGAACUAUUUUCUGUCUCUUCCUGGCUUUUUGCUGCAGUCCAACACAUCUGACCAAUACAGUGUCCUCUGGAAUCUUUCAGAUGCCAUCAGCCAUCACCCUCUUGCAGGUGAAUUCCACAGCCGAGUUCCGCUGCGCUGCCACAGAUGACGAGCCUUUUGGGCUGUACCUCAAACGCCGUUACGCUCUGAAGAGAGAGCUGCUCUACAUGUCCCUUCCCAACUGCAAGAAGACCCUGCAUGCCACCGUUGAGCAUCGUCUGUCAAUCACGGGCACCUGCUGCAACUUCAUCCUGCGGUUGUCUCAGCUCCAGCCGCAGGACACUGAUGGCUACAUCUGUGAGUGGCUCUUCUACAACGGCGUGUUUCCACCCACUCACAAACAAGCCAACGAGACAGUCAUCAUUAUUAGAGAUGGAAACCCGGAGGAACACUGCAAUAAAGAUCAUUCAGCAGAUCGCUGGUUCAUCAUGAUCAGUAUUGCAAUGGGUGUUGCAACACUCAUUAUUUGCGCUUGUGCUAUAGCCUGGAAAAUCCGAAAGAUGAAUUCUCUGCAUUAUUCAACUUCUGAGGUCCAACAUGUGCAUCACAGAUCCUAAUGCUCUCGUCACAGAGGAAAACACUACAAUUCCCAUGGCACUCUCUCUUAGCAACAUACUCUACGUCUUCAUAGUACACUCAUUUGAGAAUAUAUCUGGGCUACCUUAAAUCUUGCCACAGGAGACAGAUUAAAGAAAAGGCUUCAUCUUAGUUUACUUCUUUCGUUGCUGUUCUUCUUUUAUCCUGUAGUGUUUUCUUUCCCUUUCUACUGAUUCUAUGUUAUUUAUUUCCAAAAAUGUAUUUAUUUACAUGUAUAUGGUCUUGUGAAUACUGCAAUGGUGACACAGGACACUGUCACCAGUAUCCAAUAAUACUUUUCCAGAGGCCAUCUGGUAAUGGAGUACUAGGUUGAGAAAGCAUACAAAGCAUAUCUAUUGUGGUUAUUUUCCAAUGUGACAUAUUUGAAUGUUCUCAUGUCCUGCUCAAGCACAGUUCUUUCAUAUAUUUCUGCUUUCUUCUUCUUCUUAUACUUAUUUUCUAUUCCCCUUUUAAUUCUUGUUGUUACGUGAUGCAGUUUCUUCUUUGACUAAAUCUAAACUUUCGUUUUUUGCAGUAUAGUUAAAAUGUGUGUAAGUUUGUCUUUCAAUCGCUACAGCUGGCUAAGCACUAGGAGAGUGAAAUCAAAAAUGUUAUUUGUGUUCUAAAUGCUCAUAAAUUGGAAUUAGAGAUCAUAGUGUGUCCUAGUUUAUUUCUUGGUAUUUUCUCUUUUGGAAUAAAAGUACUUUUGAGGUUAACUACCUGUGAGGGAAAAUGCUUAAUGCUUGCAUAAAGGAGGAAAUAAGGAAUAUGUGACCUUUGCCCUCAUCUCGACCAG